AUGCGCCCAGACAGCGAAACGAGGGAAUACGAUGUCGUAAUCGUAGGUGGAGGUCCUGUAGGACUCUUGCUGGCCUACCAGCUGAAAAAGUUUGGCGUGACUGUCUGCGUACUGGAACAGCAUGAAAAGGAAACUCAGGAUGCCUACGGACGUGCAAUUGCGCUGUUCCCCAGAACCUCGGAGCAGCUCGAUCAGCUUGACUUGAUUGAGCCCAUGCUGCAACUGGGCUUCGCAUGUCGGACAAGCGUCACGUACAAAGAUGGCAAGAGAAUAAUUCCUGGCAGAGUCUGGACUUUUAUGGAGAAUAUCAAGGAUACCACCUAUGAUUUUACUCUAGUCCUCCGGCAAAUGUACACAGAGGCAAUUUUCCGCGAGAAACUGGAAUCAAUCGGUGCUGCAUAUUGCCAGGCAACGGAGUGCAUCGAUUUUGAAAUCGACGAAGCUGCGCCCAAAGGAUCUCACGCCGUUAUUUCCACGUUCGUGGACAAGAAAACACAAAAGGAAUUCAAAAUCAAGAGUAAAUACAUCGUGGGCGCUGAUGGUGGGCGGAGUUUUGUGCGCAAGCAUGCGGGAAUACCAUUCGAGGGAGACUCUUCAGAAGACAAAUGGAUUCGCAUCGACGGUAUAGUGGAAACGGACAUGCCUCUGAAUCGAUCAUACGGUGCCAUUGAAAGCAAGACGCACGGCAAUGUUCUGUGGGCUCCUCUCGACCACGCGGCCACGCGCAUCGGCUAUGCCUACACGCCAGAGAUUGCCGCAAAAUAUCCAGAUGGCGUGACUCAGGAGGUUGCUGAGCAAGAAGCGAUCAACGGAAUGAAGCCAUUCAAUGUCAAGUUCAAGGAAGUUCAUUGGUGGACGCUGUACUCGAUUGGGCAGCGAAUCGCACAGACAUUCUCAACCAAAGGGCGCGUCUUUCUUUGUGGGGAUGCCGGUCAUACGCAUAGUAGCGGAGCGGCACAGGGAUUGAAUACCGGCAUUCACGACGCCGUCAAUCUGGGAUGGAAGUUGGCCCUCCAAAUUCGUGGCGUCACCAAGCCCGAUAUCCUGGAGACGUACUCUACUGAGCGGAUGACGGCAGUGCAGAAGCUCAUCAACUAUGACAAGGACAUCUCGCUACUCAUGACGAACAAGUGGCCUUCAUGGUAUCAGGGAGAUCCCAGUGCAGACCCGAGUCUUGUUCUCGGUGAGAUUUUUGAAAAGUCUGCCUCGUUCAAUACUGGUCUGGGUAUCUCUUAUCCCGAGAAUGAUCUCAAUCAGAACCACGACAACAUCUCGGCAAUCGCACCAGGCAGCCGACCGCCGGACGUUGAGCUCACAAUGCCAGGAACUGAGCAAAAGACUAGAUUUCAGAGGAUCACUCGUAACAUUGGCAAGUUCUGGGUCGUUGUCUUUGCUGGAGACGUGGUCUCAACAAGGAUGUCCCUCUUGGACUUGCAAGAGUCGUUGAAAGCCUCCAAGAAGCUCCUAGAUCACCAGGCCAUAGGUUGGGUGACCAUCAGUACUGUGGUGGCUCCGUCCACAUACGAGGCUUUGGGAACAGAUCCAAUUGGUGCGACAUACUACGAUCCUACCACCCUGGCUCAUCAAAAGUUUGGGGUCCCUCUAGAUCAGGGGGCGAUCUUCAUAUUGAGACCAGAUGGGUUGGUCGGCUCGGCAGGGUUGAUUGAUGCCAAGUGGAUUGAAGGUUAUUUUUUGCAGAUACUACAGCUAUGA
Messenger RNA from Pestalotiopsis fici W106-1, 1713 nucleotides. RefSeq lists its product as uncharacterized. Bases 1 to 1713 code for a protein of 570 amino acids. The transcript is spliced from 5 exons. NCBI's taxonomy places the organism in Eukaryota, Fungi, Ascomycota, Sordariomycetes, Amphisphaeriales, Sporocadaceae. Gene Ontology annotation, molecular function: FAD binding. The record is from RefSeq and is a predicted model, not a curated record.